Messenger RNA from Xenopus tropicalis (tropical clawed frog), 2808 nucleotides. RefSeq names its product kelch like family member 20 (gene klhl20). NCBI's taxonomy places the organism in Eukaryota, Metazoa, Chordata, Amphibia, Anura, Pipidae. The record is from RefSeq and is marked validated.
GCGAACUGGAGGCUUCGGUGGAAACAUUUCCAAGAAGAGGCAGAUGCUCAAAGUAUCACCACUACAUACAUCACUUUUCCCUAAAGACAGAACUUAGCGGAAGAGGUGUGAAUGAGCCCAGAGUUCUGUUCCCAUCUGUCAGUUGGAGGAAGACUCGAUGCUUCUGUCCUAUCCGCUGCUAAGGUUGAAUUUGGUGUGAAGAAUUCUCUUCACUGUGCAUGGACAGAAAACCAAUGCGUAGGUGUCUUAGUACUCGCCCUGGGGAGACUGGUAUGGAUGUCACGAGUCGCUGCACCCUGGGAGACCCCAAUAAAUUGCCAGAGGGGGUUCCUCAGCCGGCCCGCAUGCCUUAUGUCUCAGACAAGCACCCAAGGCAGACCCUGGAGGUCAUCAAUCUCUUGCGCAAGCACAGAGAGCUUUGUGAUGUAGUUCUUGUGGUAGGUGCCAAGAAAAUCUAUGCCCACCGUGUCAUCCUUUCAGCUUGUAGCCCAUACUUUCGGGCGAUGUUCACAGGCGAGUUGGCAGAGAGUCGACAGACCGAAGUAGUUAUUCGGGAUAUUGAUGAAAGAGCCAUGGAACUGCUGAUUGACUUUUCAUACACCUCACAAAUUACAGUGGAAGAGGGAAAUGUACAGACCUUGCUACCGGCCGCUUGUCUUCUUCAGCUUGCAGAGAUUCAAGAAGCCUGUUGUGAGUUUUUAAAGAGGCAGCUUGACCCAUCCAAUUGCUUGGGCAUCCGAGCCUUUGCAGACACUCACUCAUGCCGAGAGCUGUUGAGGAUUGCGGAUAAGUUCACCCAACAUAACUUUCAGGAGGUACGUGACUCUGUUUUGUUUAGGAAACUUAACUCAGCAUAUGUUUUGGUUGCUAACACUCAAUAUGGUGUGAUGACAGCCUGCAAUUUGGCCCUUUACAGCGUAUGAGCAAAAGUUUGUCCCAGUAAGAUUUAUAAUUAUUCAAAUAGACUGAAGACUGUGAUUUCUUCAUUUAUCUUUAAUUUGGUUUCAGUUAUCUUUAUUUAAGAUAGUCAAUAAGAGCAGAAAAUCUGUUGAGUUUAUUUGGGAGGUUAGUUCCAGCAGCACUAACUUGCAUGCCUCUAACCUUUAAAGUUCUUUCAUCGUCUGGAGUACCAGGUGGAUUUUCAGUCAGACUCUAAGAGGCCCCUCUUUGACAAGCUUGUGAUAUUCCACUGUAUUCUGUUUCAUAGGGAGUGCAUUAGAGCCUCUCUAAAUGUGCUGUUCUAUUUAGAGAUCAAAUCAAACUAGGAUUGUGAUAGGCACUCUCCAAAUUAGAUGCCAUUUCAGGACUGCCUGCAGCCUAGGAGGGUGCAACCAGUUAUGGGGACGCUUUGGAUUCUGGUAAGGAUUUGCUUUUGAAAGCAAAAUCCUCUUUUAUCUUAUUUCUCCCCAGCUGUAUGGUGCAGGUGCCUUUUUUAAAAAGGAAUUAUGCUUUAUAAAUUAUACAUUUGUUUUUGCCAAAUAAUUGCAUAAUUUCAGGCCCUUUACUACAUUAAUAUGGUUUAUUAUUUACUCUAAUUUGGAAAGUGCUUUCCUAUUAUUUGUGACUUGCAAUUGUUUGUAACAACUGACUUCCUUUUUUAUUAACCUUAUUGGGACAGGAGCUUUUCCUUUGUUGUCCAGUGAAUGUAGUGAUCACCAGGCCCUGUACUGUGUUGUCUAUCCUGACAUUAAUUACUUAUUGUAUAGCGCUGCGGAAUAUGUUGGCGCUUUAUAAAUAAAUGUUAAUAAUAAUAAAUUAAUGGGCCGAUUUAUCAAUUUUAGAUUUUUUGAAAAUAAACUCAAAAAGCCCCUCAAAACUCGAAAUAUCUCGAUUUGAAAAUAUGGUUUGACUUUGCUUAGGACAACUACCACUGAGUUCUAUAUAAACUCGCAAGCUUUAGAUUUACUGUAUAUACUCGAGUAUAAGCCUAGUUUUUCAACGCCCAAAAUAUGCUGAAAAAGUCACCCUCUGCUUAUACUCGAGUCGGGUGCCAUGGGUCCCUCCAGACUAGAACCCUCUGUCCUUUGUGUGAAAAUUGGGCUACCCGCAACCAACCCUCCAGUGCCCUGGCCCGCUCCCAGUUGUAAUACUUAUUUCCCAUUACGUGUCCUCCGGGACCAGGUUUGCUGCCAGUUUGCCAAUGCGCAAUGAGUGUGAUGACGUCACUCACCUUCGCGCUGGACACAGAGGUGCUGGCCACCUUCUUUACCAGGCAGCUUCUUUAAUUUUAUUUGUAAACCCCAAAAUGCUUUUUCAAUCUUUAUACUUGAACUGUCCCCUUCUCUCUAUGCUCUACCCACAGGCAUCCUUCUAUAGACUCUGGCUGCAACUUUUUCACCUCCAGUUGCUUCAUCUACCAUCCUCACCUGUCCCAUUCUGCACUAAACAUUGCACUUUAUAUUCUAUAUAAACUAUAUAUAGUUUUGAAGGAUUUUAACUCUUUGUGUUUUAGCUUGGUUGCUGAUUGAUCUAAGAGGGUAGUACUCUUAAGGUAUCAUUGUUGAUACCAUUUUGUUUUGUUGACCCUCUUCUCCACUUACAGAGCUAGUUUACUGUUUUUCUUUGACAUAAAUAUUUAAAAACAUAUACUGAUGCCUCAUUUAAUGUAAUUUUAUUGGUAUUUAUUUUGAUUAUUGAAACUUAGCAGUAGCUGCUGCAUUUCCCACCCUAGGCUUAUACUCGAGUCAAUACGAUUUUCCAGUUUUCUUAAGUAAAAUUAGGUACCUCGGCUUAUAUUUGGAUCGGCUUAUAGGUACAUUCAAGUUUUCCGUGAGUUUUGUACUUAAUACCAGACUUUCUAGUUUUUAA